Molecule: messenger RNA, 1641 nt
Organism: Vidua macroura (Pin-tailed whydah)
Lineage: Eukaryota; Metazoa; Chordata; Aves; Passeriformes; Viduidae
Gene: F11R
Product: F11 receptor
Biological process (GO): intestinal absorption; cell adhesion; regulation of membrane permeability
Cellular component (GO): bicellular tight junction
Source: RefSeq, a predicted model, not a curated record
GGGGCGGCGGCGCCAUGGCGGGAGCGGAGCGGGGACAGCGGGGACAGCGGGGACAGCGGCACGGGCACCCCCCGGGCCGGCUGCUGCUGCUGCUGCUGCUCGGGGGGCUCGCCGCGCUGGCCGCAGCCCAGGUGACCUCGGAGGACCAGGAAGUGCCGGAGCACAAACCCGUGGAGGUUCGCUGCGCCGCGUUCCGCUCCGGCUCCGGCAGCGCCCGGAUCGAGUGGAAGUUCCAGAGGGGCUCGUCCCUGGUGCUGAUCUACUACGGGGGGGAGCUCACAGAGCCGUACCAGGACCGUGUCCAGUUCUCGCCCACGUCCAUCCGGUUCCGCUCGGUGACGCGGGAGGACAGCGGGAAGUACAUCUGCGAGGUGGUGGCCGAUGGCAGCCACAUCGCCAAGUCCGAGGUCAACCUCAUCGUCCAAGUGCCCCCGGGGAAGCCGCUGGCGCACGUGCCCAGCUCUGCCACGGUGGGUGCCCGGGCCGUGCUGCGCUGCUCCGAGGGCCAGGGCUCGCCGCCGCCCACCUUCCGCUGGUACAAGGACGGCACCGAGCUGCCCCAGGACCCCAAAUCCAGCCCCGCCUUCCGCAACUCCUCCUACAGCCUGGACCCGCGCACGGGGGAGCUGAUCUUUGAGCCCGUGGGGGGCUGGGACACGGGCGAUUAUCACUGCGAGGCCUCCAACAACGUGGGCAGCCCCCAGAAAUCCGACGUCCUUCGCAUGGAAGCCAGCGAGGUGAACGUGGGCGGCAUCGUGGCCGCCGUGGUGCUGCUGCUGCUGCUCCUGGCGCUCGCCGCGUUCGGCAUCUGGUUCGCCCCACAGGCGCGGCUACUUUCGGCAAGUGAUGCCGGCGGGAAGAAGGUGAUUUACAGCCAGCCCUCGCGGCGCAGCGAGGGCGAGUUCAAGCAAACCUCCUCGUUCCUGGUGUGAAGUCGCCUCCGCCCCCCCCGGACACUUUUUCCCAAUUCCCGGAAUUCCGACGGAUUUUGGGAAUUCCAGCAAGAUUUUGGGAAUCCCACGGGAUUUUAGGAGUUCUGCGGAAUUUUGGGAAUCCGGCAGGAUUUUGGGAAUUCCAUGGAAAUUUUGGGAAUCCGGCAGGAUUUUGGGAAUUCCAGCGGGAUUUUGGGGAAUUCCAGCAGGAUUUUGGGAAUUCCAGCGGGAUUUUGGGGAAUUCCAGCGGGAUUUUGGGAAUCCGGCAGGAUUUUGGGAAUUCCAUGGAAAUUUUGGGAAUCCAGCAGGAUUUUGGGAAUUCCAGCGGGAUUUUGGGGGAAUUCCAGCGGGAUUUUGGGGAAUUCCAGCGGGAUUUUGGGGAAUUCCAGCGGGAUUUUGGGAAUUCCCGUGGGAUUUUCGCCGCGUUUUUUUUAAAGCCUCACCGGUGCCUUCGCCGCCGCUGCCUCUGGAGCUUGGGGGGCUGGGGGGGUCCCUGUGUCCCCUCUGUGUCCCCUCUUGUCCCCCUCAUUGUCCCCUCCCAUUCCCCCCUUGUCCCCCCCCCCCCCCAUUGUCCCUCCUUGUCCCCUCUCUGUCCCCGGGGGGCUCCGGGAGGGGGGGCGGGGCGGGUGCCACCACCUGGGGACACAAGUGUCCCCCCCCCGUACUGGGAGCGUGGGGGGGGGUACUGGAAAUAAACCUGUGUCCUUUA